AUGAAGUCGAGUGAAGAUUCUCCUAAAACUCCCGGUGGAAUUAGCAAAACCCUAUUGACACCUUGUAGGCGCUUAGGUUUAUCCAGGAAAUUUAAUAGAAAAGGACCAUCGCCUUUUAUUUCGCCAUUAUCCAGAAGCCAGAAUAGCACGGAAAUUACAAAAGUGUGUAAAAAGAGAAAGAUAUGUUGCACCAGUGAGGAAUCAGCUUUUUCACCUCAAUCCCCUGAAGAAACAGUAUUAGCAGUACCUGAAACGAUUGCAUGUAUUUCUUCACCCACUCACAUUAGUGACACGCCGUCACGAAGUAUCCCCAUUUCUAAGAAAAAUUCAAAAGUAUUUUUAAUGUUGCAAAAUGUAGAUGCAAAUAACAAAGAUGACAUAACAAAAAGUACAGAAAUUGUGCGUAAAUCACCCCAAAACAAUAAUAAAACACUUUCAAAAUUGUCUAGAGUGAAUUCGAAAAAAAAGAUAAAAACUGUUCAACAAUGUGAACAAAGUAAUAUUUUAAAUGAAAUCUCUAAAGUAGAUAGUACUAAAGCCAAUGAACUUAAUGUUAAGGAUCCUAACAACUUAAAUAAGGAAUGUAUUAUUCUUAUACAAAAAAAAAUGUUAAAAUCCCUCAAAACACACCAACAAGGUGACAAUAAUUCACACAUAAACAAAGCAAGUAUGAUAAAUACAUCUGUUUCGCAAACACUAUUUGAUUCAGAUUCUGAUGAUUUGCCCCUUUGUGAUUUAAAUAAAAAACAAGAUAAUGAUUUUGUUAAAACAUUGUCGGUGAAAAAGAAAAGUAGCCCUAAGUCUAUUCCCAAUAUAAAUAAAAUAAAAAAUGUUAAACCAAUGACAGAAACAAAAACUUUGCAAAAAUCAUUUGAUAAUGACGAUGAUGACUUUGAAUUUACUAAGAGAACUAUUUUAGUAAAAAAGACUUAUGAGAAAGUGGUCAAACCAUCCAAAGCAAAAUCUACAGGAUCAAUAACUCAAAAAGACAUUGAUGAAUUAAAACAUAGAAUUGAGAUGAAAAAAAAACUCUUAAUUGCCAAAGCCAUGACUGAGGAUACUGAAGAACUUAGGAAUUUAAUUAAAAAGUGGCAAAAAGGCUGUCAAGAGGCACUGUUUGAACUUUUUGAUCUUAUGAAAAAGAAGUUCCCAGAUAAUCAGAAUAUGGAUUAUUCCGAAAUAUUAAAAACUUUAAAAAUACCUCCAGAACUAGUUGGUUAUGAUAUAGAAAAUGACUCCUUUAUUACUCCAGAUGAUAAUACUAUUAUUUUAUCAAGUAUUAACACUUAA
Messenger RNA from Pieris macdunnoughi, 1290 nucleotides. NCBI's taxonomy places the organism in Eukaryota, Metazoa, Arthropoda, Insecta, Lepidoptera, Pieridae. The record is from the annotation of a GenBank genome assembly.